CGACUAGAUAAGAAUCCGAGAGAGAGAAAAAUACUUGGUUAAAGUCAAAGAGCAAUGAUGAAGCCAAUCAAGAAUGGUGACAAAAGGAUAUGGCAUAGGAGUUGCCAAUAAUUAAUAGCCCAACUUCCCUCACUUACACAAUUCACUUUUUUUAUGAGCAAACUUAAUAUCUCCAUCUGCAUCUUCAGUAUUCGCCAUCUUUAAAAACUUAGCUAUAUAUGUAUGUUCCAUCAAACAUACACACGUCUAAUAUUAUAAAUAGAUUUAAAAAAAAAAAAAAAAAGAAGCUAGAACUCUGCUUUUAAUUGCAAGGAAGAAGAAAACAUGAUGCAGCUAGAGAGUAAAGACUUAGCUUCUACCUUGCCUGUUCUUCCAAGAUUAGAUCGCCUGGAUUUCCUCCUGCAGGUUUUAGAAGAGAAACAUGGGCUGUCAGCAGUGGCGAAGCUAGUAAUAAAUAAUAGAGUCGUAAAGAAAGAAGAGGAGGAUGGUGAGCACUGCAGGACAGUGAGUCUAUCCUCUGCGUUGCAAGAGGUUCAUCACAAAGGCACACUUCUAGACCGCCUCACUGCACUCGAAAAUCGAGUUGUUAAGCUAAGCUUGGAAAUGGAAGAAGGGAACACAUCAAGGUCGAGCUCGUCCAAGUCAAGGAAUGGUUCAGUUACAAGGAAUGACAACGAAGACGAGAAGGUCAAUCUCAAAGAGAGACAGCUCCAGGAAGAAGCCACGACUACUGAAGUUACAUCUUUAAGUACUGAAAAUACAGAUAAAGAAGUUGUUGAUAAUGCUAAAAUGAGAAGGAAAUCAUACAGAAAAUGGGGCCUUGGUUGGCUUCGAUUGGGAUGUAAUUAAAAGUUUAAAAAUAAGAAUGUAAUUCAAUUCCAAGUACUUGCAAUUUGUUGUUUAAGCUUCACGUGUAUUGCUUGUGAUUCUAAUCCAAUCAUACAUGACAAGAUCCAGAAUUGAGACCUUUUUGUACUUGGAGAAAGUGAAAAUGGUCUAGAAUUUAUAUUGCA
Messenger RNA from Capsicum annuum, 1013 nucleotides. RefSeq lists its product as uncharacterized. The coding region runs from base 325 to 849 and encodes 174 amino acids. NCBI's taxonomy places the organism in Eukaryota, Viridiplantae, Streptophyta, Magnoliopsida, Solanales, Solanaceae. The record is from RefSeq and is a predicted model, not a curated record. The transcript is spliced from 5 exons.